Messenger RNA from Coccinella septempunctata (seven-spotted ladybird), 1102 nucleotides. Its product is annotated as E3 ubiquitin-protein ligase siah-1-like. Gene Ontology annotation, molecular function: ubiquitin conjugating enzyme binding; ubiquitin protein ligase activity. The record is from RefSeq and is a predicted model, not a curated record. Gene Ontology annotation, cellular component: cytoplasm. The transcript is spliced from 3 exons. Lineage: Eukaryota; Metazoa; Arthropoda; Insecta; Coleoptera; Coccinellidae. Gene Ontology annotation, biological process: multicellular organism development; proteasome-mediated ubiquitin-dependent protein catabolic process. The coding region runs from base 768 to 1043 and encodes 91 amino acids.
UGGGACUCAUUGAAUAGUAUUUAGAUUCAAAUAUUGAUUCUAGGUUUCUUGCUCGGUUUCUUGUUACUUCCAUCCAAAAAAUUAUUUCCUGAUUUUGAAUUAUUCGAAAUAAGUCUUCUUCUAUUCAAUUUCAAGGGUUUACGUGUAACUGUAAAUUGAUUAUUGCGAUCAUCUGUUUUUUUCCCGAAAAUAUGUCAGACACAUAUAAAAAUGUCAGGGUUCUUAGUAGAAACGGGACAAAUUAACUAAAAUAAAUUGGCAAUCAGCUAUUAUUGGGCUUCUUGUUUGUUUCAUUUUAAUUGUUAUUUUAUAAUAACUCUGAGUUUAUGAAUGCCUAAAUUCAAUUACCUACUCCUGCAGAUUUCUCAGCCACAAUUUCCAAUAAAGCAUGUAUCUCUCGAGAUUUCAAACUGAAAAUUUUUGGUUUAUUAGAAUCUUAUUUUUCCAUUUGUGUUAUAUCAAUAAUUUCAUUUUGGUGCAAUGUCCGAAUUGAAUAUUUAAGUCUACUGAUGAUUCUCUUCAGUUACAUUUGAAAUUCUUCUUCUUUUGUUGUUAUUCCUCGAGCAUUAUAUUCUAUGGUCCCAAAUUUAUAUACCAAUGUUCGAUAGGUUUGCUUAUCAUUCUUGUCCUGACUUCCAACGGAGAACCUAGUCUGUUGUUAAGUGACGGUUAAUUUGGUUUUACUCUAGUGACUGCUAAAACUGUUAUUACCAGUGCUGAAACAUUUGUUUGCCACAGUCCUGUAUAUCAACACAAAUCCUGCCGCUAUGAUUGCUGAUGAAGAAAAUAUAGAUGAUAAUGUGGCUCAAACUAUAAUGAAAAGCAUAAGGAAUGCCAUGAAAUGCUGCUGUUGUGGAAAGACCAUGGAACUUCCAAUAUGGACUUGUUUGUCUGGCCACAAUAUAUGUUCCAAAUGCACUAGAUCAAACGAAGUAUGUCCGCAAUGUUUCGGUAAUACCAAGGAACGUUUGAGGAAUUUCGAAUUAGAAAAAAUCUAUAAUAUCUGCAUAGGUAAAAGUCCAACAUUCUUUGAAGAAGAAUAGAAGAGACCUUUAUUUCUAUGUUAUCACUGAGGCUGACAAGGAGCAAGUUAAAACACUGU